CACUUCUACACCGGCACUUCACCACCGGUAGUUAUUAGUGCGGAAUAGACGCUGCAUUCAAACUGUGUGGCUUAUAUUGUCUUCCGGAUUCUCGAAAAAAAGUUAUCGUGAUGCUGUCGAAAUUUCGUCAGGUGUUUCGCACAUACCCUCUAUUGAGCAACAUGACGAUCACCUGCGCUCUCUACUGUACCGCCAACGUCGCCCAACAGACUGUCCGAAGAGUGGAGCAGUAUGACUGGCCGGGCACGGCAAGGAUAAUGACAGUUGCCUUCUGUGGUUAUGGACCAGUACUGUUUUAUUGGUACAAGGCCUUAGAUAAAUAUGUACCUGGAAAAUCGUUCAGGGCGAUUAUCCUUAAAUGCGCUCUUGACUUUUUUGUGAUAAGUCCACCGUGUUUAUUUAUGUUUUUCGUUGGAAACAGUAUACUAGAAGGUCAAAAAGAUAUUCUUGCUGAAUUCAAAGAAAAGGCACUGAAGACUUAUAUUACUGGUGCAUGUUACUGGCCCCCCGCUCAGGCGAUCAACUUCCUUUUGGUGCCGCCUCAUCUACGUGUCGUUUACGUUGGUUGUUGUUCUUUCUUCUGGGGUGCAGUCGUCUGCUUCAUCAAGGGACAACCCAUGCCAACUGAAGAGGUUCUAGAGGAGGCAUAAUCAUCAAUGAUCAUAGACUUUUCGUUUUUGGGACUCAACACGCCUAUCAACCAUGUGUAAUAAAUCACUCAUGUAACUGAUGUUUUAGUUGUUAAUUUCCAAGAAAAGGACAAAGAAGAAAUGCGGGGUCGGAAAGGUAUUCUCUCACAGGC
Molecule: messenger RNA, 802 nt
Organism: Lineus longissimus
Lineage: Eukaryota; Metazoa; Nemertea; Pilidiophora; Heteronemertea; Lineidae
Product: mpv17-like protein
Exons: 4
Coding region: 111-650 (179 amino acids)
Biological process (GO): cellular response to reactive oxygen species
Cellular component (GO): cytoplasm; membrane; mitochondrion
Source: RefSeq, a predicted model, not a curated record